Molecule: messenger RNA, 648 nt
Organism: Effrenium voratum
Lineage: Eukaryota; Dinophyceae; Suessiales; Symbiodiniaceae
Source: the annotation of a GenBank genome assembly
AUGACGAACGACAGCGACCCCUUUUCCGGUUUUUCCGAUAUCGUGACCCGCGCCGAGGACCUUGAGGAAAUCACGGGCGAACCGCUGCCGCAGAUCAUUCACAAGGAGAUUCCCGCGCUGGACUCCAUCUGCCGGGACUUCAUUUCACACGCGCCGUUCUGCUUUCUUGCGACGGCAAAUCCGGAUGGAUAUCUCGAUGUGUCCCCGAGAGGUGAUCCCGCCGGAUUUGUGAAGGUCCUUGAUGAAACCACGCUGGCGAUCCCCGACAGGCCCGGAAACAGGCGUUUGGAUACGUUCCACAAUGUCCUGAAGGACCCGAGGGUCGGCGUUCUAUUCAUGAUACCGGGCAGAGGUGAAACGCUUCGAAUUCGCGGGGAAGCAAGGAUCGUCAGGGACCGCGAUCUGAUUGCGUCGAUGGCAAUCAACGGGCGCGAACCGAAGCUCGCACUGGUGAUUCAUGUCAAGAGCGCCUUCAUGCACUGCCCCAAAUGCGUUUUCCGGUCAAACAUCUGGCAGCCGGAAAAGUGGCCGGACACGACCGGACUGGCUGACAUGAACGAAGCCAUGGUCAAGCAUGCCAGGAUCGCCAUGAAUCCCGACGAAUGGUUUGAAUCUCUCAAGCAGAAGGGUGAACUCGAGCUCUGGUAG